Messenger RNA from Vigna unguiculata (cowpea), 2095 nucleotides. RefSeq names its product transcription factor bHLH112-like. Gene Ontology annotation, molecular function: DNA-binding transcription factor activity, RNA polymerase II-specific; RNA polymerase II cis-regulatory region sequence-specific DNA binding; protein dimerization activity. The record is from RefSeq and is a predicted model, not a curated record. NCBI's taxonomy places the organism in Eukaryota, Viridiplantae, Streptophyta, Magnoliopsida, Fabales, Fabaceae. Gene Ontology annotation, biological process: regulation of transcription by RNA polymerase II. Gene Ontology annotation, cellular component: nucleus.
UUUGUCAAAUCAUCCCUUGUAAUGUCAACCGCGUUCCGGUAAUCUCCUUAGCCGUACCCUUUCAACCGUUCCAUAUAUAAAAUGUCGCAAGCUCCCUGACCUUUCAUAUAUCCCAAUAAGCUUCUGAGUGUGUGUGUGUGACUGUGGUAGAAGAUCUCAAAGAUAUAUAUACAAGCAAAUCUGCAAAUUGUUAAGGACACAGAUUCAGCAUAUAAACACGUAUAGCGUCAAGUCUUGCCAUGGCUGAGGAGUUUCAAGCUGCUAUUUGUGGUGAAAGUUGGUGGAAUAUUAAUUCAACAAGAAGUGUGUUCCCUCUCAUGUCAUCAACAUGUUCCGUGGCAGCAGCUGAUGCAGGAAACUACAGCACUUGGCAAAGCACUGAUUUCGUGGAUUUGAAAGGAACGAGGUCUUGCGCUGAGGACAUUAAUAACUUCAUUUCUUCUGAUAAUUCUCUGAGUUUUCUUGAUGUUGAGAAGCCCCAGCAGAGGGACUCGGCUGGUGAAACUGGUAGCAUCCUCACCGAUUCCACCUUACAAAUGAUAGGUUUUGGCAUGUCAUCUUCAACUUCAUCGAAUUGGAAUCAAUCUUUAUUAGGGAGCGAUUUUCAUUCUGUGCUUCAAGGAGAAACAGGCAUGGAUGGCGGUUCUUCCCAUGAUUCACAAAUCCAGAAGGAUUGGAAUCCAAAGAAUUUCUCAUCUGCUGGUGGCCAAGGUUCCACCGUUGAUGCUUUCAAGUCAAUGAACCAAGAAUUUUCCUUGGAUCAGCAAAGUCUGAAUUCCGUUGUCACAAGCACCGGAUCAUUAUCUGGUGGUUUUCCAGUUGUUUCAGCCUCCUAUGGUUACCCUUCAACCUUGAUACAAGGCUUAUACGACCCUGAGCCUCAACCACAACCACAGAACUCACUUUUCACCAACCCCCCCAUGUCCUAUUCUUCAUCUACCGCAAACUAUGGGACAUGUUCCAAUGAACUGUCACCAACUUGGUCCAAAAUCUCUUCACUUCUCAAGCCCUCAACGCCAAAACAGCAGCUUAGUGGAUUGCACUUUUCCAACAACACUUCUUUCUGGAAUGGUUCAGCCGAAGCACUUCAUGACAUAAGAGCAGGUGUUUUUGCUUCCUCACAGGCACAAUAUCAAACGCCAAAAUUUGAAGAGAAAUCCAACAGCCCCAAUACUCUAUUAAACAAGCUCAAGAGAGAAGAAUCGCCAGACGCAACCUCAUCUGCUAAGAAAAGUUCUUCUGAGCCUGCAUUCAAGAGGCAAAGAAUUGAGACUCCAUCUCCAUUACCAACUUUUAAGGUAAGGAAGGAAAAGCUAGGGGACCGCAUCACUGCUCUUCAGCAAUUGGUUUCACCUUUUGGAAAGACGGACACAGCAUCCGUUCUUCACGAAGCCAUCGAGUACAUCAAGUUCCUUCAUGACCAAGUCAGUGUGUUAAGCACUCCAUAUAUUAAAAAUGGAGCUCCCAUUCAACACCAGCAGGAUUGUGAUAAUCUGAAGGAGUCAGAAGGGAGAAAACAAGAUCUGAGAAGCCGAGGGCUGUGUUUAGUACCGAUUUCGAGCACGUUCCCAGUGGCCAAUGAGAGCAGUGUGGAUUUCUGGACGCCAACAUUCGGAGGUGCAGUGAUUGGGAGGUAGAGAGCAUUGGAUUGGAGAAGUGGUGACCAUAUAAAAACUAUAUUUUAUGCGUGUAAAGUAAAGGAAAGAAGAAGAAGAAGAAGACACGAUUGUUAAAGAGAAAAUUAAAGGUGAAGAUAAGAAAAGAGAAAAAGGAAAGAAAAAGAAUGUGAGUGUUGAUUCAAAGAGGACACGUAAAGCAGACUGAUGUACGCUAGUAAAUGAUUAGAGACUACUGGAAGAGAAUAAUAGAUUAGCUAGAAAUAGUGUUUUAAUUAUUAAAGUCGAUGAGUGGCAGGAACAAGUGCUAAAUUCAGAGGCAUUUCACAUGUUUAGAUUACAGAGUUUUUGUUGCUGCUGUUCUUAGAGUCACUGUUAUAUGCCUGAAUUUAGCAGAUGGGGCUACCCAGAUAAACGCCUUUUGUUCCUGCUGAUCGAUGUAUAUCUAUCUAUAUAUCUAUAUAUAUUGAAUCUUUAAA